Colletotrichum costaricense is the source of this 924-nucleotide messenger RNA. RefSeq lists its product as uncharacterized. The transcript has 6 exons. Bases 1 to 924 code for a protein of 307 amino acids. NCBI's taxonomy places the organism in Eukaryota, Fungi, Ascomycota, Sordariomycetes, Glomerellales, Glomerellaceae. The record is from RefSeq and is a predicted model, not a curated record.
AUGCCUCGACCGACUCGCGCUUGCAUAUUGGCAGCCCCGGCGUCUCAUUCAGCACGAUCCUCCGUGGUUAUGCUCCGCCUCCCAGCUUCACUGUAUGCUCCAGACGCGACCCAUUCACCAUUCGCGUCAUGGAAGCUUGAUGUAUUCAGCACGCAGAUGGCCGCAACAAAGCACAGACGAGCGCCAUUAUCAAAACCUUUAACUCAUGACUAUCACACGGACGACAUCAAGUACAACCAGUACGUCAAGGAGGGCCCUAUCAAGAAGGCGACCGUCGGGGACUACACAACCAAGCUCAAGCUCAACGUAUCUAGGUCCAUGGACGCCGUUUUCAAAGAGAACUCGCAAGAUAUCUCUCGAAAGAAGUAUCAAGAGAGCUGCGAGGACGUCAAGACCAAGCCGAGCGUCAGAGGUCGCGACCCCAGCUUGACUGUCAUCUUGGAGGAGAUUCCCUCCGGUGCGCUGAUCUGGGGGACGAUUGAGGAUCUAGUUGGACAGGACAGCGACGUCUGCAGCUAUAACAAGAAUGACGUCUCCGACAACGAUAAGAGCAGCUGCGACCCUUGUGAGAGCUUCUCCAAGGCCAAGACCAAGCACAACUCGAACAUGGACCUUCAUGCCGUCGACCUUGUGCAUGAAGAUGCCCCUGAACGACUGGAGGCUCGUCACGUCGCCGACGUUGUGGUCCCCGCAGCUUUCCGAGAGACGUUGGCCAUGCGUCGGUUCUUCAAGACGUCGCCAACAAACGUGUACUCGUGCGAGACGGCCGCGAUCAAUCCAGGAGCACUCUCUCCGCGAAGCGCCUCGACAUCACCUCCCCAAACUACCACUCACUUCAUGCUAUCCCAGGCGUUCCUCAACAUCUCUCCUUUGCGGCUGUGUGGCUACGUGGCCUGCUUCCCGGACAUGAACCUGUCCGCAUAA